Molecule: messenger RNA, 2445 nt
Organism: Cajanus cajan (pigeon pea)
Lineage: Eukaryota; Viridiplantae; Streptophyta; Magnoliopsida; Fabales; Fabaceae
Gene: OTP82
Product: Tetratricopeptide repeat (TPR)-like superfamily protein
Biological process (GO): RNA modification
Molecular function (GO): RNA binding; protein binding; zinc ion binding
Source: RefSeq, a predicted model, not a curated record
UAGUCAAGAUAAUUUGGCUCACAAUAUUGUAAUUAUGGUUGAUUCGAGAUAUUUUUGCAGACGAAAAUGAAUGAGAAAAAAUUCUUUGAUAAAUAAAUGUUAUGCAUAAUGUAUGAAGUUAGAAUGAGUGAAUUAAGUGUGAUGAUGGUGUGGUGUCUGUCUCCUUCCGUUCUCCACUUCCUACCAGAGUCUGAGCCUCCGUACAAGGUGGUGGAAAAGCACCCUCAUGUGAAGCUCCUCUCCAAAUGCCGGGACAUGGCGAGGCUUAAGCAAAUCCAGUCCCUGUUCAUCAAAAGCGGCCUCCAGCACAGCCUCUUCGCCCAGAGCAAGCUGAUCCAGUUCUGCGCCCUCUCCCCCUCCCCCGACCUCCCCUACGCUCUUACCCUCUUCAACACCCUCCAACACCAACACCCCUCCCCCACCCCCUUCAUCUGGAACACCCUCAUUCGCGCCCUCCCCCUCUCCCCCUCCCUCCACCUCUACACCCAGAUGCUCCUCUCCGGCCUCCUCCCCAAUUCCCACACCUUCCCCUCCCUCCUCAACUCUUGCGCCAAACACAAAGCCACCCACCUAGCCAAACAGCUCCACGCCCACGCCCUCAAGCUCGCCCUCCACUCCCACCCCCACGUCCACACCUCCCUCAUCCACAUGUACUCCCAACUUGGUCACCUACGCGACGCACGCUUGGUCUUUGAUAAAAGUACUCACAGAGACGCUGUCUCUUUCACCGCUCUUAUCACCGGCUAUGUCUCAGAGGGCCACGUCCAUCAUGCUCGACGCCUCUUUGACCAAAUCCCCGCCAAAGAUGUCGUCUCCUGGAACGCCAUGAUUGCGGGCUAUGUUCAAACUGGAAACUUUCAAGAGGCAUUGGACUGCUUCACCCGCAUGCAGGAGGCUCACGUGUCGCCCAAUAAGAGCACCAUGCUCAGUGUUCUUUCCGCUUGUGGUCAUCUGGGGUCGCUUGAGUUGGGGAAAUGGGUUGGUUCUUGGGUUAGGGAUCAUGGGCUUGGUGGGAAUCUUCACCUCGUUAAUGCGCUCGUUGAUAUGUAUUCCAAGUGUGGGGAAAUCGGUACGGCUCGUGACUUGUUUGAUGGGGUUGAGGAAAAAGAUGUGGUUUCGUGGAAUACUAUGAUCGGUGGUUAUUGCUACUUGAGUUUCUACGAGGACGCCUUGGCGCUGUUUGAGCUCAUGCUUAGGGAAAAUGUCACGCCUAAUGAUGUAACGUUCUUGGCUGUUCUUCCGGCUUGUGCUUGCCUGGGUGCUCUUGACCUUGGCAAGUGGGUUCAUGCGUAUAUUGAUAAGAACUUGAAAGGGACGGAUAAUGGGAAUAAUGUUUCUCUUUGGACUAGUCUUGUGGACAUGUAUGCGAAGUGUGGCUGCGUUGAGGUGGCGGAGCAAGUGUUUAGAAGUAUGGGUUGUAGAAGUUUGGCUUCUUGGAAUGCCAUGAUAUCAGGGUUAGCUAUGAAUGGACAUGCAGAGAGGGCUCUUGGCGUUUUUGAAGAAAUGGUCAAUGAGGGGUUCAAUCCCGAUGAUAUCACGUUUGUUGGAGUGUUAUCUGCUUGUACUCAAGCUGGUUUGGUUGAUCUUGGAGACCGCUAUUUCAGUUCAAUGAUACAAGAUUACGGAAUUUCACCAAAACUGCAACACUAUGGUUGCAUGAUAGAUCUCCUAGCUAGAAGUGGGAAGUUCGAAGAAGCAAAGGUUCUGAUGAGAAAUAUGGAAAUGGAGCCCGAUGGGGCUAUUUGGGGUUCUCUGCUUAAUGCUUGUAGGAUUCAUGGACAGGUUGAGUUGGGUGAAUAUGUUGCAGAACGCCUAUUUGAGUUAGAGCCAGAAAAUGCUGGGGCAUACGUGCUUUUGUCAAACAUAUAUGCAGGAGCUGGUAGAUGGGAUGAUGUAGCAAGGAUAAGAACCAAGUUGAAUGACAAAGGAAUGAAGAAAGUUCCCGGUUGCACCUCCAUAGAGAUUGAUGGUGUCGUGCAUGAGUUCCUUGUUGGCGAUAAGUUCCACCCACAGUGUGAAAGUAUUUAUAGAAUGCUGGAUGAGGUGGAUAGGCUUUUGGAGGAGACUGGUUUUGUGCCUGAUACAUCUGAGGUACUGUAUGAUAUGGAUGAGGAGUGGAAAGAAGGGGCUUUGAGUCAACACAGUGAGAAGUUGGCUAUUGCUUUCGGUUUGAUAAGCACAAAGCCGGGGACUACAAUUAGGAUCGUGAAGAAUCUUCGUGUUUGUAGAAAUUGCCAUUCGGCUACCAAGCUAAUAUCCAAGAUAUUCAAUAGGGAAAUAAUUGCAAGAGAUAGAAACCGUUUUCACCAUUUCAAAGACGGCUUUUGCUCAUGCAAUGACUGCUGGUGAAACUUAAUCUAUCUGUUCAAUGGUACAUAACAUGUGCACUUGUGUAGAAGCAAAGUGAAUGAUUUGCAUUCAUAUAAUUAACUGAUCAUUGGUACA